AUGGGAAACCACGUCUCAGCGAUUGACUCCUGUCGAGUUACAAAGAAAGCAAAGAAACGCAAUCUUCGAGGAAUGUUCAAUUGUCCAAACGGACGAAACAUCCGCGAGGAACCCCAUGUGCCUGGAGCCAACCAAUGGGUGACUGUCUUCUUCAACUGGGCUGAUCACAAAUACAACGACGAAGAAUUAAUGGAUCUUGUGUUGGCUCGCAUCAACGCCCGAGACGGUAUCAUUUCAUCCGAACCCGUCCAUCACGAUGUCAAAUGGUGUCUAUCACUACGUGUCCCAGGAUACUGGAAACCUACCGACUUGUCGAUUGCUGGUGCGGCCAAGAUCAUUGCACAAUGGCAUCAAAGUGAAAUGCGCCAUGCCGGUAUGAAGAUCAACCGAAGAUAUCUGUUCCGUGGCAACAAUCAAAAAAAGCGUCACUUUGUUCGUUAG
Penicillium mononematosum is the source of this 441-nucleotide messenger RNA. RefSeq lists its product as uncharacterized. The transcript has a single exon. The coding region runs from base 1 to 441 and encodes 146 amino acids. The record is from RefSeq and is a predicted model, not a curated record. Lineage: Eukaryota; Fungi; Ascomycota; Eurotiomycetes; Eurotiales; Aspergillaceae.